Chrysoperla carnea is the source of this 2178-nucleotide messenger RNA. RefSeq names its product zinc finger CCHC domain-containing protein 24-like. The record is from RefSeq and is a predicted model, not a curated record. Bases 458 to 1291 code for a protein of 277 amino acids. Lineage: Eukaryota; Metazoa; Arthropoda; Insecta; Neuroptera; Chrysopidae. The transcript has 5 exons.
UUCUCAUCGUUAUACACAGAGCGUCGUAACAAAUACUACGUUAAAAAAAAACACUUAUUAUUAAAAGUUAGGUCGAACACAACGUGUAAACUUGUUGUCGGUAGUCGGUUCAAUAUUUUUAAGUUAGAUCAUCAACGUAAUUUGGUCUCAGAACAAGAGCGGUAGAGCUUGGCUAAAUUUAGAUUAACGUGUGUAGUGUUCGGUGAUGAUAUUAGUAAUACGGUGAAAACAAAUUCAACGAAAUAAAUUAUUAAUUUCUGUAAAAAUACCUCGAAUAAUCAAAUUUUUUCUAAAUUUUCGAAUCAUUUCAUAUGGAUACGAAUGAUUUAUGCUCGUUAUUUUUUUAUUUUUGUGUCGUUUGUAUUGUGUAUUUUUGUGUUGAUUCCAAAUUCGCUUUAAUUACAUUAAUAAUUUGUGCUUAUUUUGAAGGGCAUUUAUAACGAACUUUUGAAUAAAAAUGGCUGCAUCAACAAUGCUAUCAACCGUACAACCACAAUUAAAAAGUACAUUCAAUACAAAUUAUAAUAAUUAUUCAACCAAUGGUACAACAACAUAUAAGACAUAUGAUCCAAUGGGUGGUGGAUAUUCCACGGCAAAUAACAACAAUAACAAUAAUCACAAUAAUAAUAAUAAUAAUAAUACAACAAAUUAUCAACCACAACAAAGGCAACCUGUUUAUAAUUAUAAUUGGUUAUGUUUGUCUGUGGAUCCAAAUCAACCACCUUUACCACAAAAUGAUAAUGUUCAGCCAAAAUUAAUGUCACCACCGAUAUGGAAUACAUAUUCAGCUCCACCGCCUGCACCUCAACCCAUUUAUAAUAAUACAUAUAGUAAUUAUUAUAAUCCGUCCAUAGAAUACGAUUUUUUAGAUAUUGAUGAGAAAUUUAAAUCAUUAUCACUUUAUGAUACAAUGAAACCAGCAAAAAUACCGCCAUCAACGUAUAUGUGUCAUUUAUGUUUUAAAUCCGGACAUUACAUCACUGAUUGUUUAAAGAAAUAUAUUAAGUUCCAGGCUCGUACGAAAGGUGAUGGUGUAACCCCUUACCAGGGGAGAAAACGUUGCUUUGGAGAGUAUAAAUGUCCAAAAUGUAAGCGAAAAUGGAUGUCAGGAAAUUCCUGGGCGAACAUGGGACAGGAAUGUAUUAAAUGCCGGAUAAAUGUUUAUCCACAUAAACAGCGACCAUUAGAAAAACCGGAUGGAUUAGAUGUCAGCGACCAGUCCAAGGUACACCCUCAACAAUUAUGCGAGAAAUGUAGAUUAUUAGGUUACUAUUGUCGAAGACUUCAAUGAGAAGCAAAGAAAAACGAACGACUUUUUUAAUAAAUAUUUUUUUCAUAUUAAGUGCCAAAUUUACUUAAGAAUAUUUUUUUAAUUUUUGUUAUUAAAAGCAAAGUUUUAUGAAAUUGAAUAUAUGCUUUUUUGCAUCAUAUUGCACAAACAGUACAGUAAAAGUUGUAAAAUCGGCUAAUUAAGAAAAUUUAAAUAAACCGCUCACUUUUUGCUAAAAUAUAGAGGAAUGUGUUUCUUACGUGUCAAAUAAGUUGUACUGUUCCAUUUACUUAACAAUUUAUUGUUUAUUAACAGAUAAAAACAUUUGCACAACUAACUCGUGAUUUUCGAAUGAUAUUUGACUUCUAAGAAACACAAUUCACCAGGUUUUCGCAAAAAGUGAGUGGUUUAUUUCAUUUUCCUUCAUCUGUUACAUCUUUGACUGUACUAAAAGAGAUUCUGAUACCAAAGAUAAUUAUAAAUUUUAACGGAAAAAUUUCCAUAUGAGACUAUUUUCUUUAUGAGGCGAAAAAUCUUGCUGGCUGGAAAUAUAUUGCCAGUGUAGUGGCCAACAACUUUUUCCUCUACAAAAAAUUGUAUAGUCGAGGUCGUCUCUUUCAGAUAUCAAUUUGUUCGACUCUCGAAAUAAUGAGAUGUCUGUUAUCCGACACCUUACAAAAUGCAAUCUUUAACGUGUCGGUAGACGCACUCCCUACUUUUUAAAAAAAAUUUCAGUACUUUUUACUCAAUUAUCUUCUUAUUUAAAUAUCUUCCCCCAAUUAAUAUCGGCUAUGAAAAUUUUCAUACAGGAGAACAGUUUCUUGUUCGAGGUGCUUUUUGCCGUAUUAAGAGCUUCUCAAAAGAAAGACUUCGCCAUGAAUAUUUAAUUUGCUCGCAACAUACCUUUC